GGAAGUCAUCAAGAACUCCAAAGAAGUUCUGAGUUUACUGCAAGAGAAGAAUCCCGCCUUCAAGCCAGUUCUUGCUAUUAUUCAGGCAGGUGAUGAGAACUUAAUGCAGGAAAUCAACCAGAAAUUGGCUGAGGAGGCUGGCCUCAACAUCAUUCACAUUUGCCUUCCCUCGGCUAGCAGCAAAGAUGAGAUUAUAGAUGAGAUCCUGAAGAUCAAUGAUGACCCCCGAGUGCAUGGUCUGGCCUUGCAGGUCCCUGAGGAUUCCUUCAACAGCAAAGUUCUCAAUGCCUUGAACCCAGAAAAGGAUGUGGAUGGCAUUACAGACGUAAACCUGGGGAAGCUGGUUCGAGGAGAUGCCCAGGAGUGCUUCGUCUCCCCAGUAGCCCGAGCAGUGAUUGAGCUCCUUGAAAAGUCAGGUGUUGAUCUAAACGGGAAGAAGGUCCUGGUGCUCGGUGCCCAUGGAUCCCUGGAAGCCGCGCUGCAGUGCCUGUUCCAGAGAAAAGGCUCCCUGACUAUGAGCUCACUGUGGAAAACCCCCCAGCUUCAGAGCAAGCUUCAGGAAGCUGACAUUGUGGUCUUAGGCUCCGCCAAGCCUGAAGAGGUUCCUCCUAAUUGGAUCCAACCAGGAACCAUUGUUCUGAACUGUUCUCAUGACUUCUUGUCAGGGAAGCUUGGCUUUGGCAUGCCAGGCGUGAACUUCAGCAGUCUCUUCUCAGAUGAUGAUGUGAGUCUUCUUGCAGCUGCGUUGCGAAUUCAGAACAUGGUGAGCAGUGGCCGGCGGUGGCUCCGUGAGCAGCAACAUUCUCGGUGGAGGCUCCACUGCUUGAAGCUGCAGCCUUUGUCCCCAGUGCCAAGUGAUAUUGAGAUUUCCAGAGCACAGACCCCCAAAGCCGUGGACGUGCUGGCCAAGGAAAUAGGAUUGCUUGCAGAUGAAAUUGAAAUCUACGGCAAAAGUAAAGCCAAGGUCCGCUUGUCCCUGCUGGAGAGAUUAAAGGAUCAGGCCGAUGGGAAAUACGUCAUAGUUGCUGGGAUCACACCCACCCCUCUGGGAGAAGGGAAGAGCACAGUCACAGUGGGGCUGGUUCAGGCACUGACCGCACACCUCAACAUCAACUCCUUUGCCUGUCUGAGGCAGCCUUCUCAAGGCCCGACGUUUGGAGUUAAAGGAGGAGCCGCAGGGGGCGGAUACGCACAGGUCAUCCCAAUGGAAGAGUUCAACCUUCACCUGACGGGAGACAUCCAUGCCAUCACUGCCGCCAACAAUCUGCUGGCUGCUGCUAUCGAUGCGAGAAUCCUCCACGAAAACACACAAACCAAUAAGGCACUGUAUAAUCGACUGGUUCCUUUAGUGAAUGGUGUUCGAGAAUUUUCAGAAAUUCAACGUGCUCGGCUAAAAAAACUUGGCAUCAAUAAGACAGAUCCAAGCUCCUUGACAGAAGAGGAAGUGCAGAGAUUCUCUCGUCUUGACAUCGAUCCUGCCACCAUCACAUGGCAGAGAGUGUUGGAUACAAAUGACCGAUUUCUACGGAAAAUGACAAUCGGGCAGGCAAACACGGAAAAGGGAUUUUUCCGGGAGGCGCAGUUUGACAUCGCUGUGGCCAGUGAGAUCAUGGCAGUGCUGGCCCUAACUGACAGCCUCACAGACAUGAAGCAGCGGCUAGGAAGGAUGGUGGUGGCCAGUGACAAAAGCGGACAGCCCGUGACAGCCGACGACCUGGGCGUCACUGGCGCUUUGACAGUUUUGAUGAAAGACGCGAUAAAACCAAAUCUGAUGCAGACCCUGGAAGGGACACCCGUCUUUGUGCAUGCCGGGCCCUUCGCUAACAUCGCCCAUGGGAAUUCUUCUGUGUUGGCUGAUAAAAUUGCCCUGAAACUUGUUGGUGAAGAAGGAUUCGUAGUGACGGAAGCUGGCUUUGGUGCCGAUAUCGGGAUGGAGAAAUUCUUCAAUAUCAAGUGCCGGGCUUCAGGCUUAGUCCCCAAUGUCGUCGUGCUGGUAGCCACAGUGCGAGCUCUGAAGAUGCACGGAGGCGGGCCAAGUGUAACUGCAGGUGUCCCUCUCAAGAAAGAGUAUACAGAAGAGAACAUUCCACUGGUGGCAGACGGUUGCUGUAACCUCCAGAAGCAAAUACAAAUCGCUCAACUCUUUGGGGUUCCCGUGGUUGUGGCUCUGAAUGUCUUCAAGACUGACACCCAGGCAGAGAUCGACUUGGUGUGCGAACUGGCCAAACGGGCUGGCGCUUUUGAUGCGGUGCCCUGCCACCACUGGUCCAUGGGGGGCAAGGGGUCAGUGGACCUGGCGUGGGCCGUUCGAGAAGCUGCAAACAAAGGGAGUCGUUUCCAGUUCCUCUACGAUGUACAGCUGCCGAUAGUGGAUAAGAUAAGAACCAUUGCCCAGACCAUCUAUGGAGCCAAAGAUAUCGAAAUCUCUCCAGAGGCUCAGUCCAAAAUUGACCGCUACACACAACAGGGCUUUGGCAAUUUGCCCAUCUGCAUGGCAAAGACCCACCUCUCUCUAUCGCACCAGCCUGAAAAGAAAGGUGUGCCCAGGGAUUUCAUUUUGCCCAUCAGUGAUGUCCGUGCCAGCAUUGGAGCCGGCUUCAUCUAUCCUUUGGUUGGAACCAUGAGCACCAUGCCCGGACUGCCCACCAGGCCCUGCUUCUACGACAUUGAUCUGGACCCAGACACGGAGCAAAUCAAAGGCUUGUUCUGAAGGAGUGUGGUGGCGUCCACAGUCAACUCCACGCUCACAAAAUACAAACUCAUGACUUGCCUUUUUGCUGCAUUUGGAGAAGAAACUGAAUUUGAAAUAUGCUGGUUUCAAAAUGCAAGCGAAAUGAUGAAAUGACCAAAGAUUGAUUCUUCCUUCCAGUGAAUUCUGUUUGCAACAGAGGAUAUGUCUCGCUCAGCAACAAACCUUCAUCAAGGUUGAAAAGGAAACUAAUUUAUUUUCUGUUUCUUCAAAGUUGAUAUCCUCCUAUAGCUUACACUUGAAAAUGUUUAUUUUAUGGGGCAGUUGGGAUUAAAAAAGUAUGAACUCAAA
Suncus etruscus (white-toothed pygmy shrew) is the source of this 3040-nucleotide messenger RNA. RefSeq names its product methylenetetrahydrofolate dehydrogenase (NADP+ dependent) 1 like (gene MTHFD1L). Bases 104 to 2710 code for a protein of 868 amino acids. Gene Ontology annotation, biological process: tetrahydrofolate interconversion. Gene Ontology annotation, cellular component: cytosol; mitochondrion. Gene Ontology annotation, molecular function: ATP binding; formate-tetrahydrofolate ligase activity; methylenetetrahydrofolate dehydrogenase (NADP+) activity. NCBI's taxonomy places the organism in Eukaryota, Metazoa, Chordata, Mammalia, Eulipotyphla, Soricidae. The transcript has 27 exons. The record is from RefSeq and is a predicted model, not a curated record.